Molecule: messenger RNA, 1651 nt
Organism: Lepisosteus oculatus (spotted gar)
Lineage: Eukaryota; Metazoa; Chordata; Actinopteri; Semionotiformes; Lepisosteidae
Gene: gpr190a
Product: G protein-coupled receptor 190a
Biological process (GO): neuropeptide signaling pathway
Cellular component (GO): plasma membrane
Molecular function (GO): G protein-coupled peptide receptor activity
Source: RefSeq, a predicted model, not a curated record
AGGAGUCAGACGACGCAGAAUGAACAGCUCCACCACCCAUGGAGACAAUGAAAUGGAUCCAGAAGAGCUGUCCUGGCAAAAGGCUCUGACAUGUGUGAUCCUGGGUCUGUGUUUCCUGGUUGGCGCUCCGGGGAAUCUGCUGGUGAUGUGGACCAUCCUGCGCCACGUGCGGCCGCGCUCCCACACCGUGCUGCUCAUCCUCAAUCUGGCCGCGGCCGACCUGCUGGUCCUCAUCACCAUGCCCAUCUGGAUCUACUCCUUUGCGGCCAGCUGGGUGUUUGGAGAGGCCGUGUGCAAAGCCAUAGUGUACAUGAUCUACUCCUCCAUGUACAGCAGCGUGUUCCUCAUCUCCAGCCUGAGUGUGGAGCGUUUCGUGGCCGUCCUGUACCCUUUCGCCCUGCAGAACUGGAGACGGAAAGGUGUGAUGACCAAGGUCCUGGUUGCCAUUUGGAUCCUGGCCUUCCUGUUCGGAAUCCCAAGCCUUCUAACGCACACUAUCGGAGAAGAAAACAAGACUCAGCAAUGCACUUUCCAGGAAUUCUCUUCGGCCAGCCAGGAGAUUGUUUGCCUUGUACUGGAGACCUUAGUGGGCUUUGUCAUUCCUUUCUCUGUUCUCUCCAUAUGCUACAGCUGUGUAUGGAAAAGGAUUAAGCAAAUGACUUUCAAGUCCAAGCAGAAAUCCACAGCACUCAUCCUGAGUGUAGUUGUUGCUUUUGUUGUGUGCUGGCUUCCUCACCAUGUGGGCAAUGUGCUGUCUCUGGUGCAUCUCUCACUGACGGAAUCCCAUCCUCAAGCUGCAGAUCGGGUGGAAGAUAUCAGGCUGUCCAUGCAAUUCCUCUCCGCAGCUCUGGUCUUCCUCAGCAGCUCCGUUAACCCUAUGCUGUACGCCUUUGCAGCACGGAAUCUCCGAAGCAGCUUCCAGGCGUCCAGAAUUAAACAGCUGUUCCAGCACAUCUCCAGCUCUACAGUCAAUGAAGGGACGAAUGAGCUCUCAUUUGUGUCCAGAAAGCAAAUCUCUCAGACUGAGCACACCAGCUGCAGCACAGCCUCGGAACAGCAGCUGGCUCUUUAGUCACAGUGUCUGCUUUCUAUGGUACGUUAAAGCUUUUCUUUUUAUAGUGUCAUUGUACCACGCAGCUUUUGGACAGCAUGGAUUAUUUCCAAGAGCUAUAAUGAAGUAGGUAUUCACAACGUUUCACUCAGUGACCUAUAAAAUUAUCAUAAAUAUAAUUGUAACUUGGCCAGGUAUACAAUUAAGACUUAUUCUCUGUGUUAAGUAUGAGGAUAUAAAGAGUCCUGCAGACAUAAAAACAUUGAACUUAAUCGGAAUAGACAGUAAACUGAAAUCCUUCUAAGAUAUUAGGAAGUCUGAGGUUCAAAGUUUUCAUCAGAAAGCUGUUGCUUAACUCUAGAGGUUUAUUUUAGAGCACGUUCAUACUCUAAGAUAAGGUUUCACAUUGUGCUGAGAUGCUGACAAAGAGCUUCAUGUUGUGUAUGAUCUUACAGCAUUAGCACUGAAAUCUUCAACAUGUUUUACAACUGCUGCCAAAAUUAGAGCUGUGGCUGUCCUAUUUCCCAAAACAAUUUAUUACCCUGCAGCUAUUGUUAUGUAAGUUAAUAUUUCUCAUUUGUUUACUUUGAUGCAAUAAAU